CCCAAGCCCUUUGAGGAAGUACCCAGAGGCCCAGGCUCGCUUACUAAGGCACCCCGCCUCCAGGAUCUCAGGACCUUGAGAAGCUAAGGAUGGCAGACACUCCCAGGACCACGUUUGGGGGCAGGAGAGCCGUCCCACCCAACAACUCCAAUGCAGCAGAAGACGACCUUCCCACGGAGGAGCUGCAGGGACUGGUGCCCCGGGGUUUCAACCUGCAAGACUACCUGAAUGUCACAUCCAUUCACCUGUUCAAGGAGAGAUGGGACAGCAACAAGAUUGAUCACCACACGGACAAGUAUGACAACAGCAAGCUGAUUGUCCGUCGAGGACAGUCUUUCUACGUCCAGAUUGACUUCAACCGGCCCUACAACCCCAGGAAGGAUCUCUUCCGAGUUGAAUAUGUCAUUGGCCGCUACCCGCAGGAGAACAAGGGGACCUACAUCCCAGUUCCUGUAGUAUCAGAGCUGCAAAGUGGAAAGUGGGGGGCCAAGGUUAUCAUGAAUGAGGACAGGUCUGUCCGCCUGUCUAUCCAGUCUUCCCCUGAAUGCAUUGUGGGGAAAUUUCGCAUGUAUGUUGCUGUCUGGACCCCCUAUGGCAUCCUCCGGACCCGCAGAAAUCCAGAGACAGACACGUACAUUCUCUUCAAUCCUUGGUGUGAAGAGGAUGCCGUGUAUCUAGACAACGAGAGGGAAAGAGAAGAAUACGUCCUGAAUGACAUCGGGGUGAUUUUUUAUGGAGACGUCAAUGACAUCAAGAGCAGAAGCUGGAGCUAUGGUCAGUUUGAAGAUGGCAUCCUUGAUGCUUGCCUAUAUGUGAUGGACAGAGCUGAAAUGGAUCUUUCUGGCAGAGGGAACCCCAUCAAAGUCAGCCGUGUUGGAUCUGCCAUGGUAAAUGCCAAAGAUGAUGAAGGCGUCCUUGUUGGCUCGUGGGAUAAUGUCUAUGCCUAUGGUGUUCCUCCAUCAGCCUGGACUGGAAGUAUUGACAUUCUGUUGGAAUAUAAGAGCUCUACAAAUCCAGUCCGCUACGGCCAGUGUUGGGUUUUUGCCGGUGUCUUUAACACAUUUUUGCGAUGCCUUGGAAUUCCAGCUCGAGUCGUUACCAAUUACUUCUCCGCCCAUGACAACGAUGCCAACUUGCAAAUGGACAUCUUCCUGGAAGAAGAUGGGAACGUGAGCUCCAAACUCACCAAGGACUCCGUGUGGAACUACCACUGUUGGAAUGAAGCUUGGAUGACGAGGCCAGACCUUCCCGUCGGAUUUGGAGGUUGGCAAGCCGUGGACAGCACCCCCCAGGAGAACAGUGACGGCAUGUACCGCUGCGGUCCGGCCUCCGUGCAAGCCGUCAAGCAUGGCCACGUGUGCUUUCAGUUUGAUGCCCCCUUUGUUUUCGCAGAGGUCAACAGUGAUCUUGUUUACAUUACAGCCAAGAAGGAUGGCACUCACGUGGUAGAAGCUGUGGAUUCCACCCACAUUGGGAAAUUAAUUGUGACCAAACAAAUUGGGGGAGAUGGCAUACAAGAUAUUACAGACACUUACAAAUUCCAGGAAGGCCAAGAAGAAGAGAGGCUGGCCCUUGAAACGGCCCUGAUGUAUGGAGCCAAGAAGGCCCUCAACACAGAAGGCAUUGUCAAAUCGAGGUCUGACGUGGACAUGAACUUUGAAGUGGAAAACGCUGUGCUGGGAAAAGACUUCACGGUCACCAUCACCUUCCAGAACAGUAGCACCAACCAUUACACCAUCUUGGCCUAUCUGUCAGGCAACAUCACCUUCUACACUGGGGUCUCCAAGGAAGAGUUCAAGAGGGAGGCAUUCAACGUGACCCUGGAGCCCUUGUCCUUCAAGAAGAAGGAGGUGCUGGUCAGAGCGGGCGAGUACAUGAGCCAGCUGCUAGAGCAGGCCUUCCUUCACUUCUUCGUCACGGCACGCAUCAGUGAGUCUGGGGACAUCCUGGCCAGGCAGAAGUCCACAGUGCUGACCAUCCCCAAGGUCAUCAUCAAGGUUCGAGGCACUGCCAUGGUUGGUUCUGAUAUAGUCGUGACCGUUGAGUUCACCAACCCGUUAAAGGAACCACUGCAAAACGUUUGGAUUCACCUGGAUGGUCCUGGAGUGACCAGACCCAAGAGGAAAAUGUUCCAUGAAAUCCAGCCCAACGCUACUGUGGAGUGGGAAGAAGUGUGCCGGCCCUGGGUCCCUGGCCCUCGGAAGUUGAUAGCCAGCAUGAGCAGUGACACCCUGAGACAUGUGUACGGCGAGCUGGACCUACAGAUUCAAAGACGACCCUCCGCGUAAAUGCCCAGGAGGCCGGGACGGCUCUGCGCUCUCCGCUUCUUGCAGUGCCGGCGAGAGAAAUGCAAACGCAGAAGUAGCCAGCUCUUGCUUUGCCUGGCGAACGAGGCUCAGGCAGGCCCCGCUCCGCCCCGCCCCGCUCCGGGAAUGCUCUGCAUUCCUAAGACAGGCUUCCUCAAGCCCAGGCUAGAGGACGAGGAAGUUAGUUUUAAAUCGCUCCAUUUUCCAAAGGAUUCUCAGCAUUAACUUUAAUUAUUAAGCUCUCAUGGCUCAUAAGAGUAGAAGUCAUAAUUUAUCAUUGCAAAUUGUCCAGCUCCAUGCACGAGAGGGCUUCCCUGAGCAGCGGCGUGUGCUCAGUAGCUGGCCUCAUUUAAGACUUCUGCUUCCCCACUCAGCCUUUUUGGGAUCACAUACUCCCCAGAAGGGAGGGAAACGAGUGGAUCCUUAGAAUGUUGUGUCAAUUUCUUGGAAUCAGGUCCUAGCCUCCAUGUUAGAAUUUUUUUUUUGUCCCUGGGAAAUUAAGCACAACAUCAUUUUUCUUCCUGGCAAAGCCAGAGAAAGGUCUUUUGUCUUGCACCUGCAGCCAAGCAACUGGCUGCCAACAGACAGAUUACCCUGUGAGAAGAUGUGGCCCCAUAUUAACAAAUUGCAUUUGUGGGAAACGUAAUCACCUAAGAGGAGCUAAGAGAGCAGGUGCAGUCCUCGGGUCUAUUAAAUAAUGAAGUUUUAUGAUGUAGUUUACAGGUGUCACACAGUGGCCUGAUGGGCAGGAGAAAAUAGCCCUUACUUUUUAACCCUUUGUGAGAAGCAGAACUAGAAAAUGGGGAGGCUGGUUUGGGACCAGAGGAACGAAGAGUUUCUCUCCUUAAUAGGUGAGAGCACUUCACCCGUCCCUGUGGGAUCAUCUUCUUUGCACAGUGACACAGGCCUGGGUUGAUUUUGUUCCUUUCAGAUAAAUAGAACUCGCUAGGGCAAUGGAAAGAUGCAUGUGGAAGGACAGGCGAGCCCUGAUUCCUGCUUUCCUUUUUAGUCCCCAUGCUGAGACCUCACCUCAACACUUGGGCACCUAAAGGUAACAUGGACUCGGCCUUGCAAACGGCAGUGCCAGUUCUCACCCAAGGACAGGGGCUGCCACGUCGUUUGCACAUGGCUCCAACACACAAGGCCACAGGGUCUUACUUACAAGGGAGACUGAGAGUCAGAAUUUCCCAUUGAAUUGCCUGGGGUGUGGUUUUACAAAGAUUAUGAUUCUUAGGAGGAAGAAAAAGACCUAUAGAAUGGAAAGAAAGUUGGGAUGGGGGGGGGGUGAGGUGUCAGAACAAAAUGCUCUGGUCUGUGUAGCUAUGUUCUUUGAGAGAGUCCCUAACUCCUCUACAGGUAUAUGACACAAAACUGCAUGAAGUCAUCACUUAGCAUUUGCCAAGCCUUUCAGUGUACACUUACAAAAUGGAAUGCAUUUUGCUAGACUGCUAAACUAGCUUAAAUUAGUGUAUUUUUAUUAGUGAAAUUGCAAUGGAUGCUUGAAAUAAAGUUACUCUGAUUACA
This is a messenger RNA of Jaculus jaculus (lesser Egyptian jerboa), 3830 nucleotides long. RefSeq names its product coagulation factor XIII A chain (gene F13a1). The transcript is spliced from 15 exons. Gene Ontology annotation, molecular function: protein-glutamine gamma-glutamyltransferase activity. The record is from RefSeq and is a predicted model, not a curated record. Lineage: Eukaryota; Metazoa; Chordata; Mammalia; Rodentia; Dipodidae. The coding region runs from base 90 to 2288 and encodes 732 amino acids. Gene Ontology annotation, biological process: peptide cross-linking; blood coagulation, fibrin clot formation.